CUAUCAUAAUAACCUCGAAACUGUCUUUCUUAAUACUCAAGUCAAACCUCCAAACCUUAAUCCUACUCACGGAAUUUCACGAAAACCCAAAACCACCCUCGGUGUCCGGAGCCCACGUCACUGACUCAACCGACCUAAUCGCGGGGACAGAACCGUAAUUUCUAGCACCGCUUUAUCUCUCAGCCAGUUAUCCGGUCUUCUAUAUAAAAUAUGGAGCGGCAAAGCUUUUGGUUUCCCAGGAGUUCCUGUUGGUGCUGAGAUUCUCAAAAUCGCACAGAGCUUCUCACCAAAAAAAAAAAAAGAAAAAAGAAGAAAAAUUUGCAGAAAAUAAUUUGUAGAUUUUUUAUUUUUUAUUUUUGGAUCGGUUAAUCGGAGAUGAAUAACGAUAGCAGCAUCAAAGCAGAAAUGGUGCUGUCCAGAGUAGGGAAUUUUAGUUCGGAGAAAAUUGUAAAUGUGAGUAAUAACAACAGACUGAAGAUUGGGGUUUGUCCGAAGCAGCAGAAUCCAUCCUCGUCGUCGUCAUCAAAUGCCGCGCCUUUUGAUCGUCAAGCCCAAUUCCUGGUCCAGAAUCACGCGAAUUUCAGGAAGAGCGCCGAACCGGGUCGGGUCAUGUUCUACGAUACCGACGGGUCGUGGGUCGAUUACCCGGAGGAGGUGCUGAGCUCCGUGAAAUGCGGGUUUCGGGAAGGGAAAGCGAUGGUCGAGGUAAGCUUGGAAGGUCGCCUUUGUCUUUUUGAUUUUUAUAGGAUGUUAGAAAUUGAGUUUGAUUCUGGUCAUGAGAGGUCAAUUGCUUGGAUUGAUGUGAAUGGUCAGUGUUUUUUCCCCAAAGCCUUUGUUAAUUCUAGUGUGGAUGGUUGUGAUUGUGAUGAAAACGCUGGAUUUGAGGGGUUUGUUGGUGAUAACCCUCAGAAGAUUUCAAUUGAGGUCAAAAUUGUAGGUGAUUUUGAUAAUCAAGAGAAUUUGUAUAAAAGGAAGAGAGAGUGUGAGGAUAUUGAGGUUGAUCAAGUUGUAAAGGGUCAACCAGAGAUGAGUUCUUCUGAUGUUAGGAACCAUGGGGCGAAAAAGCAUAAAGGUAGUGGAAUGGAGGCGGCAAAGUGGCCUAAGACGAAAGUUUUGAGGGAAGGAGAUAAGGAAUAUGGGAUUGUUAAGGGAUUGUUUUUAUCAUGGCUUGGUAGAGUGGAGCCUGGAGCUACAAUCACUAGGAUUCAUCAGUGUACCAGGAAUGGACCAUUGGAGAAGGCAAGGUAUGCAACUUUUACCGAGCAUAUCGAGUAUGUGAAGAAAACUAGAGGGGAUUCCAAUACUGUUUUUGCAUGGUAUGGGACGUCCGCCAAGGGUGUAGAGUGCAUUUUGGCUCGCGGGUUUGGAAUGCCUGAUGAGGUAAGGCGUCCCCAGCCUCAUGGUGUUGGUGUAUACUUGUCGCCUAUUAAGUCUCCGCACACCAGUACAAUGUUUUCGGAAGUUGAUGAUAAUGGCGAAAAGCAUGUAAUUUUAUGUCGAGUCAUAUUGGGUAAAAGUGAAAAGGUGAUGAGUCCAAACCAAAUGUGGCCGUCAAGUCCAGAUUUUGACUCUGGUGUGGAUGAUUUAGCCAAUCCGAAGUGGUAUGUUGUGUGGCAUAACAAUGUGGACACAUGCAUUUUGCCAGAGGUGGUGGUUAGUUUCAGAGGUGCCAAUCACGUCCAAGGUCAAGCUAAUGGUAUAUCAACUGUGAAGUCGGCUGUGAAGUCGGCCACUCCUGCAUUAGGUGUCACUAUUCCUGAAUUGAUUUCCAAGCUUGCGAAGUCUUUGCCUUCCCCUAAAGUUAAAGAAUUGCUAACUUUGUCAGGUUCAUGGAAGGAUGGGAAACUGGGGAAAGAUAUGUUUAUGCAGCAGUUGAGAUCAGUUGUCGGAGAUGAGAAGCUGCGUGAAGUUAUUCAUGAGAUUCGUGGCUGAGAUGGCUUUCUCACCGGUUCAUUUCAUGGCUAGGAAUUAAUGAACUAUCCCAUACAUAGACGUUUACAAUUAAUACAGAAGCUGUAGAAUCAUAGUUUCAAAGAGGGAAGCCUCAAAUACAACAUACAGUUUAGGCUUUUGCUUUACUGAAGUGGAACUUGUCAUACCGUUUGUACAACUGACAGUGGAGUUAUGUAGUGUUGUUGUUGUUGUGAUGAUUAUAGGUGACUUAACUUUCUUAAUCUCAGUAAGAUAUUCUUAUUUAAUUUUCUCUUGGAGCUUUUGGUGCUGUGUUGGUGUUCAUCUGUGUUUGAAUUAUACCGUGUAUUGGUAUGUGGUGGUCGUCACUGGUUAUGAAUUACAUCAUAGUCAAUCUGACAUGUCAUGGCUCUUCAUGUUGUUGGAGUAUCAAACUGUCCAUGCCUCAUCAUUGUAGUGUGUUUUAGCUGUGGCGUAUUAUUUCGUGUUCCGAUUAGUGUGUAAAGUUGAAGUUGAUGUUGGCCAACUUAUGACAUUGAUAACAAUUUUGGAAGGUGUAGAUGAGGUGAAGAGGUUUCAUGUACGUUCGUUGAUAACUCUUAGAGCAGAGUUCAUGAGAAGCCUGCGUGCUGGAGUGCAGCCAGAAACUGGCCGACCUUUGUCCUUAUUAAAUGACAAUUUUGUUGCAUUCAUGGGAGAAAGAAAAAGAUAUCCACGGACUACUUGUGUGUCAUAAUCGUUGCAGCGACCUAGAAGUCAGAAUAUGCUUUACUGAGAAGAGAAUGAGUUGAAUUAGGAAGAUAAACGAAGGGAGAACCUGUCUUAUGAUUAUCAAGGAAGCAGCAGCAAGAGGCUUGAGAAAUUGUCACAUUAAAACAGACGAUCAACUAAUGGUGAAUGUUCGAGAGUUGCAAUGAUUACAGUCCAACUAAAGUGAUUGUCUUAGUUUGAGGAAAUUAGAUUGUUUCAAGAUUAGCCUUUCAGGUUGUAAAAUUAGGAAAAGAGUGUCGCUCCUUUGUCAAUUGUGUGGAGAAUUGCUAUCAGAAAUCAGAAAAGAGAACUCUGCCACAAAAUGAAGAGCAUCACUUGCAGACUAUCUGACUAUGGACAAAGCACAAUCACAGGCACAAUCCCAACAUGACUACAUAGUUAGAGUUGAUGGAGCUUUUCAAGAUUCACAUAAAAAAGGAGGUGCAGCUUGAGAAAUCAUAACAAAUGCAGGAACAUAUGUAGCCCACGAAUAUCAAACUUUCUACUCAUCUUCUCCGAUCAUGGCAAAGCGAAGGCGUGUCUAAUCGGUUUGCAAGCAAUCAUCAAUAAAGGCAUAAUUUCGUGUCAAUUGCAGACUGGCAGCAAAAUCAUAGCUGAAGCCUUGGAAAAAAAAGGAGGAAUGGUUCCCUACCAUGUUGUUGUUCUUCUUAAAGACAUCAAAACGCUUUCUCAAAUAAUCCAUGUUUCUAACUUUAGAGAAGUGGGUAGAUUCAUCAUAGAAAAUGUUCACAACAUGGCUAAGGCCUCUCUAGCCUCAGGUCUAAACCUUGUAAGCUCUUCUUAAUCAUUAAUACUAUAUGAAGAAACUUAUCC
Molecule: messenger RNA, 3495 nt
Organism: Oldenlandia corymbosa var. corymbosa
Lineage: Eukaryota; Viridiplantae; Streptophyta; Magnoliopsida; Gentianales; Rubiaceae
Source: the annotation of a GenBank genome assembly